GGGACUUCCGGGCGGGGCGGGGGCGCCGGGGCUGCGGCAGGAGCCGGUGCCGCGCGCUCGCCGGUCCCGUCCUGUCCCGUCCCCCCGCCGGGCUCGCUUGGCCCCGGAGGAGUGCGGCGGGAUGGCGGCCGGCAGCUACGGGCGGUACCGGGCCGCGAUCUUCGCGGCCAUGUUCGUGGGGUACACGCUCUACUACUUCAACCGCAAAACCUUCUCGUUCGUCAUGCCCGCCGUCAUGGCCGAGGUGCCGCUGGGGAAGGACGAGCUGGGUCUCAUCACCAGCAGCCAGUCCGCGGCCUACGCCAUCAGCAAGUUCAUCAGCGGCGUCCUCUCCGACCAGAUGAGUGCCCGCUGGCUCUUCUCCUCCGGCCUGCUCAUGGUGGGCCUGGUCAACGUGGUCUUCUCCUGGAGCUCUACUGUCACCGCCUUCGCCGGGCUCUGGUUCCUCAACGGCUUGGCCCAGGGGCUGGGCUGGCCGCCCUGCGGGAAGAUCCUGCGGAAGUGGUUUGAGCCCUCCCAGUUUGGGACAUGGUGGGCAAUCCUGUCCACCAGCAUGAACCUGGCUGGAGGCCUGGGCCCCAUUGUCGCUGCUCUUGUGUCUCUGCACUACGACUGGCGCAUGACACUGUGCUUCUCUGGCUUCAUCUGCGUGGCCGUCUCUUUUGUUUGCCUUGUCCUGAUUAAAAACGAGCCGUCGGAUGUUGGGCUGCCCAACAUCGAGCAAGGACCCAAGAAAGGAAAGAAAGGUUCCUCCAGUGACAACAGCACUUUGAAAGAGCUGCUGCUCUCGCCGUACCUCUGGGUGCUCUCAACAGGCUACCUUGUUGUUUUUGGGGUGAAAACGUGCUGUACCGACUGGGGCCAGCUCUUCCUCAUCCAGGAAAGAGGACAAUCCAUGCUUGUGGGUAGUUCCUACAUGAGUGCGCUGGAGAUCGGGGGUCUGGUGGGAAGCAUUGCUGCUGGAUACCUUUCUGACAGAGCGGUAGCAAGAGUGGGUCUGUCAAGCUAUGGGAACCCUCGCCACGCGCUGCUGCUGUCCAUGAUGGCAGGGAUGUGCAUCUCCAUGUUCCUCUUCCGUGUGACAGUCACAGGCGAUUCUCCCAAGGAAAAUCACUUCUGGACUGUAGCCUUGCAACCUCUAGCUGAUCUCACAGGCCUAAAAGAACAUGAGCUGUGGAUCCUGACUCUGGGAGCUGUGUUUGGGUUCUCCUCCUACGGACCCAUUGCCCUGUUUGGGGUCAUUGCCAACGAAAGUGCCCCCACCAACCUGUGCGGCACCUCCCACGCCAUCGUGGCCCUCAUGGCCAACGUUGGAGGUUUCCUGGCUGGAUUGCCCUUCAGUACCAUUGCCAAGCACUACAGCUGGGCCACAGCCUUCUGGGUGGCUGAAAUCACCUGCACUGCCAGCACGGUGGCUUUCUUCUUGCUGCGGAACAUCCGCACCAAGAUGGGCCAUGUUCCCAAGAAGGCUGACUGAGGAGAACCUGCUUGGUGAAGAGGAUGUGUCCACACUGACCUGAAUGAUGCUCGUUUUUUGUUUAACUGGCCUACGAGUGAGUUUACCUAUUGUUGCAACCUAGAUUAAAAAUGUCUCAAUUUCUCCUCUACUGCCACGUGCCUGAGGGCACCAGGUUCCUGCUACUGAUCACUGUUUCCCUCAAGAUGUGAUAAUUCAGCUAGUUUACAUUUGCAAUGAUUUCACAGUACCUCCUUCUCAUAGCACUGUUGGUGAGGUGAGCAGGCUGUGCGGCCCCAGCUUCACCAACGCUGCUCCCGGUUAACUGGCUCCAGGUGCUGUCGUGCUCAGUUUUGUCCUUGUUUGUCUUGUCCAUUAGCUGCCAGCUCAAGGCUGCUGACAUCAGCUUUCACCACCUUGUUCAUCAUCAGCUUGCUUAGGAGUGUGCUCCCGGCUCUGGAGCAGCAAGUGAUGGUGAUGAUGGUGGUGGUAGUUCAGCAUGACACAGAGAGCAGCGUGGCUUUGGCUUUGGCCAGGGCUUGCUUUAGGAGGGAGGUGGUGCUCUGCACCAUCCAGGGCGCGUGUGGCAACAGGCAGGUUUCCAAGGAACCCUUGGAGCACCAGGGGCAGCGUUUGAGCGCCCUCCGCCUGCUGGACCUGUCCUGCCUGUUCAGCGUUAAUGAUUGGCCAGGGAGGCGACCAAGCGUGCCACAGCCAGGUUCCCUGGAAACGGCCGUUUCUAGCAUUGCCUUGGUUUUUUCAGCACAAGGUGUGUAAUUUAGGAUGUUUUUGGUCCAGAGCUGUGUCUCUCAUGGCUGAGGGCUAGGGCUUAGCCUGGCCACCAGCCCAGCCUGGCACACUCAUGACCAGCGCUCGUUGCAAUAAGUCAACUCAGGUUUUUCACCAGGAUUUUGUGGAAUCUUCUCAUUUUUCCCUGGAAGAGGCAGGUUCAACUUGCAAAGAACCUGCGUGCAACAGCUUGGUUGGAAGAGUAGGUAGCCAGCCUUAAUUAAAAUAAUGAAAGUUAAUUAUAUUUUGUACUUAAUUAUAUGAGCUACUAUCUGUGAAAUAAAAACAGAGCAGUGUCA
Messenger RNA from Apus apus (common swift), 2544 nucleotides. It is a transcript of the gene SLC37A4, whose product is annotated as solute carrier family 37 member 4. Lineage: Eukaryota; Metazoa; Chordata; Aves; Apodiformes; Apodidae. Gene Ontology annotation, molecular function: glucose 6-phosphate:phosphate antiporter activity. Gene Ontology annotation, cellular component: endoplasmic reticulum membrane. The transcript is spliced from 9 exons. Gene Ontology annotation, biological process: phosphate ion transmembrane transport; glucose-6-phosphate transport. The coding region runs from base 122 to 1477 and encodes 451 amino acids. The record is from RefSeq and is a predicted model, not a curated record.